This is a messenger RNA of Aspergillus mulundensis, 3747 nucleotides long. RefSeq lists its product as uncharacterized. Gene Ontology annotation, molecular function: RNA binding; DNA-binding transcription activator activity, RNA polymerase II-specific; RNA polymerase II cis-regulatory region sequence-specific DNA binding. The transcript is spliced from 9 exons. Gene Ontology annotation, cellular component: nucleus. Lineage: Eukaryota; Fungi; Ascomycota; Eurotiomycetes; Eurotiales; Aspergillaceae. The record is from RefSeq and is a predicted model, not a curated record. Bases 1 to 3747 code for a protein of 1248 amino acids. Gene Ontology annotation, biological process: regulation of transcription by RNA polymerase II; DNA-templated transcription.
AUGAGCCCGACGCCUCCCUCCACAACCUCUUCAAGCAACGGUCCUUCCCCCGAAGGUCAGUACAGAGUCGUUCGAAAACGAAAUCGAGUGCCUUUGUCCUGCGGUCCUUGUCGGCAUAGGAAGUUGAAAUGCAACCGUGCGCACCCCUGUGAGAACUGCGUCAAACGCGGGGAUGCCCAUUCCUGCACAUACGCUCAGACCAAUUCUCGAAGGAAGAACUCCGCGAACCAAGCUGCUUCGACCUCCCCUGAUGACAUGCAGAACAGAAUCGACCGACUAGAGGGUCUGGUAUUAUCACUGAUGACCAAUGGGUCGCAAUCCGAAGGCCCUGCAGCCGCCAUGGCAGCAAUAUCCGGAACGAGCAGUAGCACGGGAUCUGGACAGCAUGUCCAUGAUUUGGACAUUGACGAUGAUGCUCCUAUUCAGGAGGAAAGCGAAACCGAGCAAGUUACCAAGUCAUUUGGUAUCAUGAAAGUGGAUAACAACAAGUCGUAUUACAUCAGCGAUGCGCACUGGGCGUCUGUCCUUAGUGAGAUAUCCGAGGUGAAGAAUUACUUCCACACGCAUAAGAAGCAAUAUGAAGAGCAAGCGGAGAAAUUGAAGGCAACCAAACUUCCCACUGACGUUCCUGGCUCUACCCUGCUUUUCGGGGCCAUGAAAGUUACCAGCAGAGCUGAAAUCAUGUCUUCGUUCCCUUCGAAAUACACUACAGAUAUGCUCAUAGCGCGUUAUUUCAACUGCUACGAUCCUGCUACCCACUUUCUUCACGGCCCUACUUUUCAGGCCCAGUACAAUAAACAUUGGGAAGACCCUUCCCAGACCUGCAUUGUCUGGAUCGGAAUGCUCUUUGCCAUGAUGCGGCUCUCCAUGCUGUCGUAUUAUCGAGAGGGUGAUGAACCUCCUGAGUUCAGGGGCAAAUCACUAGAUAUGGCUGGCACAUUUCGAAACCUUGUGGCGAUGUGUCUCACGCUGGCUGAUUAUACGAAACCCUAUCCGUACCUAAUUGAGUGCUUGGCAUUCCACCUCCAUGGAGAUUUCUGCCAAACAAAGGAGGCGGACAUCUCGGUUUGGGUUCUCAAUGGCGUUAUCGUUCGAUUGGCGAUGAGGAUGGGGUAUCACCGUGACUCAAAAGCAUUCCCAAACAUCACGCCUUUCCAGGGCGAAAUGCGCCGUAGGGUGUGGUCUUUCGUUCGACAGGCCGAUCUUCUCUUUUCCUGCCAAGUUGGGUUGCCUAGUAUGAUCCGUAUGGCGGACAGUGACACUGAGCUUCCACGCAACCUCUACGAUGAUGAUUUUGACGAAAACUGCAAAGAGCUUCCCCCUUCGCGGCCGCCGGGCGAGCCCACCCCACUUUCCUACCUUAUCACCAAGUCACGAUUAGCGAACGUUCUGGGCCAGGCGAUUGAGCAGACUGCCUCUCUCCAGAAUCCGUCAUAUGACAAAGUUAUGGAGAUGGACUCGGAGCUUCGCCGAGCGCGCGAUAUGAUACCGGAACACCUUCUUAUGCGGCCCUUCGAAGAGUCCCCGCUCGAUCCUCUUGUGCUUAUCAUGUCUCGCUUUUCUGUGAUGAGUGUUUACCACCGAGCGCAAUGUGUGCUCCAUCGAAAAUAUCUUCUUCGGGCUCGGGAAAACCCGCGGUUCACACACUCGCGCCGAACAUGCAUUGACUCAGCCUUGGAGUUAUUACGGUUUCAGUCGAUGCUCCAUGUGGAAACACGGCCGACGGGUCGAUUACGCAGUCGACAGAAUCGAGUAACAACGCUCAGCUCUAGUGAUUUUCUGCAAGCCGCCACGAUUCUGUGUCUCGAUCUCUACCAUGGAUACAAUUUGCCAAGUGCUUCCAGGACAUCUUCUGAUACCUAUGCCUGGGGUAGAGAAAGGCGGGAAGAGAUGAUGGCUGCUGUGCAACGAAGCAAAGAUAUUUGGGACGAGCUUCGGGACGAAACAAUGGAUGCAUGGAAAGCCAGCGGCGUUCUUGGCGUGAUGCUGACUGGCCUCCAGCAGCGGGGAAAGCUUGAAGGCACACCCGUGACUCCGGCGUUCGAGCCUCAAGAUGAGAAGCAAAGCGCCGCGAUGACCUUGGGGCUGCUCAGCAGUGGAAUGACCCCGAUCGGCCAGGGUGCAGCGUUUAAUGAUGCGUCCUUGAAAUCUACAGAACCUGCACUGCCUAGUCUCGGGGGAUUCGGAGUGCCAGAGGCAACCUCUGGUGCCUCCUCUAUAUUCAACAACAUGUUUGGCCAGAUGCCGGAUAUGCAGGUCAAUCUUGACUGGGAUGCUUGGGACAACUACAUUCAAGGCGGGACGCUCGACCCUUCGGGCACCUGGUGGUCUCCCAUGGAUAUACAACAAACCCCUGGUCCCUUAUCACCCCCACAACUAGCAGCGGCGCAGGGAAGCACUGCGGAUAGAAUCCGACCCCUACCCCGCACCACAAACUUGUUCCCCAACAAUGGGUAUUCCCUCCGCCGCGCCGCUUGUCGCCUUCUGGCGUCACCAGCUCCGAUAGUCCGAUCGAGAUUGACCGCAGUACCGCGCGCCCAUCGGCCCGUGAUUGCCCGUCGAACAUUUCUAUACAGUAGAUCGACGGCAGAGGAGGCGAAAGGCCCGUUGGAACCGAAAGAUGUCGCCGCGCCAAGUACAACGACGAAUACGCCUACAGUGACGAAUACGGGCGGUGCGACUACGAUAAAGAGAGCCACAGAUGACACGCUGGAUUCGCCAUCUCCAGUCGAGACUCCAGAGGCGACUGCUGCUGAGAAGGAAGUUGUGAAAGGGGAUCUGGAAGAUGGACUGGAGUCGAACACUUCGGAUACUGCGACUACGAGUAGCGUUCUAACAGAAGAGACAUCAGAAGAGACUGAGGAGAAGGAGCAAGAAGAUGGAGCAGCUAGUGGAAACACAUAUUCCACGGACUCGAACCAAACGACUCUCGCUGACAGUGUCCCAGCGGCACCCGGGUACAAGGUUGCGGCGGAAAAGAAGCCAGAAGAGCUUGAGCGGAGCUCGGCUAUUGGAGCUAUGCUUGCCCAAAUAACAAAGAUGGCCACAAGAGAUGAUGACGAAUAUGACGCCGACCAAAAUUUCGACAUCUCGCAAAUUAGGGAAGCAGCCGCUAAAGAAGCGAUGGCCGUUGCUUCAAAUAAACAUAUGACCCAUAGCGAGAAACUGGAGUUGUUGAGGCGAUUGCAAUAUGAACCCAGGGAAACAGUAUUCAUCGGGAACCUCUUUUACGACGUCACGGCGGAGGACCUCAGGAGACAGAUGGCCAAGUACGGCGUUGUGGAAGGCGUGAACAUUAUCUACGACAACCGGGGCAUUAGCAAAGGGUAUGGCUACGUACAAUUUAGUAGCAACGCUGCGGCAAAACGCGCCAUCGAUGCGAUGCAUAUGCGAGUAUUUGAGGGACGCCGUGUGACCCUGUACUAUGCACAGGCCAACCUCAAGAACAGCUGGAAGAAUCCCAAACCCACGAACACGCUCUAUAUCGGCAAUAUGCCGUUUGAGAUGACGGACCGAGACCUUCACGAUCUCGUCAAGGAUCUAGUUGGUCUAAUUGACGUGCGGGUAACGGUAGACCGCGAAACAGGUGCGCUCCGUGGAUAUAUUCACGCAGAAUUCCUUGAUAUCCAGAGUGCGAUGGUCGCACACGAAAAGCUUGCGCACCGGAAGCCUUACGGGCGGCGGCUGUUGGUGACUUUUAGCAACAAUACGAAGACGGCCCAAGGAGGCUUUCCUGUUGCUGUUUGA